CUGAAGCAGCCAUUCAGUUUCUUGCUGUGAAGUGGCAGCAGCCAGAGAGGGCACCGGGUGUGGACGUGAGGAGCUGAGAGCUUAGAACAAACGCGCACACUAGAGAUGUGGAAGUCUGUGGUGGGGCAUGAUGUAUCUGUUUCCGUGGAGACACAGGGUGACGACUGGGACACAGACCCUGACUUUGUGAAUGACAUCUCCGAGAAGGAGCAACGGUGGGGAGCCAAGACCAUCGAAGGCUCUGGACACAAAGAGCACAUCAACAUCCACCAGCUGAGGAGCAAAGUGUCGGAGGAACACGAUGUUCUCAAGAAGAAAGAGAUGGAAUCAGGGCCCAAAGCCUCCCAUGGCUAUGGAGGGCGGUUUGGAGUGGAAAGAGACCGAAUGGACAAGAGUGCUGUGGGCCACGAGUAUGUUGCAGAGGUAGAGAAACACUCUUCGCAGACUGAUGCUGCCAAAGGCUUUGGGGGAAAAUAUGGAGUUGAGAAGGACAGAGCAGAUAAAUCAGCUGUGGGCUUUGAUUACAAAGGAGAAGUGGAGAAGCACGCAUCUCAGAAAGAUUACUCUCGGGGCUUUGGUGGCCGUUAUGGAGUGGAGAAAGAUAAAAGGGACAAAGCAGCCUUGGGAUAUGACUACAAGGGAGAGACGGAGAAACACGAGUCCCAGAAAGAUUAUGCCAAAGGCUUUGGUGGCCAGUAUGGAAUCCAGAAGGACCGAGUGGAUAAGAGCGCUGUUGGCUUCAGUGAGAUGGAGGCCCCAACCACAGCUUAUAAGAAGACAACACCCACAGAGGCUGCUUCCAGUGGUGCCCGUGGGCUGAAGGCAAAAUUUGAGUCCAUGGCUGAGGAGAAGAGGAAGUGUGAAGAAGAGGAGAAGGCACAGCACAUGGCCAGGCAGCAACAGGAACGUAAGGCCGUGGUGAAGAUGCACCUUGAAGCUCAGCAGCCAGCAGCACCUGUAGAAGAGCAAGUGGUGCCAGCCCCAUUGCCCAAGAAAAUCUCCUCAGAGGCCUGGCCUCCAGCACAAAGUUAUGCACCACCAGAGCCUAAGCCUGUGAGAGCCAGCAGGGAACCAGUGCCCUCCCUGCCCACAAGGCAGGGUCCCCUGGAGGACAAUGAGGAGCCCCCAGCUCUGCCCCCUAGGGCUCCAGAAGACUUCCAAGUGGAGCAAGAGCCAGUGUAUGAAGCAGCACCUGAGCCUGAGCCCAAGCCUGAGCCUGAGCCUGAAAAUGACUAUGAGGAUGUUGAGGGGAUAGACAGGUGUGAUGAUGAGGCAGAAGGGGACUAUGAAGAUGUGCUGGAGCCUGAGGAUUCUUCUUUUCCUACCACCCAGGCUGGAUCAUCAGGCAGCCAGGCUGGGGCUCUGGGGAUCUCAGCUGUAGCCCUGUAUGAUUACCAAGGAGAGGGAAGUGAUGAGCUUUCUUUUGAUCCAGAUGACAUCAUCACUGACAUUGAGAUGGUGGAUGAGGGCUGGUGGCGGGGAUGUUGUCGUGGUCACUUUGGACUCUUCCCUGCAAAUUAUGUCAAGCUCCUCCAGUAACUGGCCCUCACUGUCUACUGCAACUAUGACUUCCUAUGUCCAUAGUGGCUGAGCCUCCACCCAAUCCCAUUCCUGCUGCAAGUGUCUGAUAGACACCAUGUGUUACCUGCAGUUCUGGGCAGACUUCCCUCUCCUGCUUUAUGAAGGGCUUUGGGUGGAGAUAGCAUGAGGAAAGGGGGUCUCCUUCCCCUCAGGGUCCUAUCAGGCAUGAGCUAGAGGACAUUUAUCUUGUGGUCCUGGUUCCUUCCCCAAGAAUGUCCCCAGUAACAUCCCAACUCUGGUGUCCUCCCUUGUGAGAACUAGGCUCCCCAGUUUGCCUAACUGGGAAGGUAGGUCUAGACUGUCUGGCUUUCCUGGUUGUGCUUUUAGCCCACUUCUCAUCCCUGCAGGUUAUCUCUGAACCUUCUCUCUGUUCAGCCCUAAUACUGGAAAUAAAGUAGGACAAUUGCUCACCUCUA
Molecule: messenger RNA, 1997 nt
Organism: Heterocephalus glaber (naked mole-rat)
Lineage: Eukaryota; Metazoa; Chordata; Mammalia; Rodentia; Bathyergidae
Gene: Hcls1
Product: hematopoietic cell-specific Lyn substrate 1
Biological process (GO): cell migration; regulation of actin filament polymerization
Cellular component (GO): cortical actin cytoskeleton; plasma membrane; actin filament
Molecular function (GO): actin filament binding
Source: RefSeq, a predicted model, not a curated record